AUGUAUGACAACAUCUCUGAUUUCACAAGAUAUGAUGACGACCAUGACCCCGAACACGGUGAAGAAGAAGUUUUACAAACAUCCAUUAAGACAGGAAAGGUUUUAACACAAAGUCUCAUUAUUGACACCAAAGAUGGCGAAGUGGACGUUCUUCAAGAGCUGAAGAAAAAUACUUCUUCGGGAGGUGGUGGUAGGCAUGAACUUGAAAUAAAUGAGAUAGAAGAGAAAUUAGCCGAAAAAGCAGAUAAAGAACAUAAACACAAUAUCUCCGAUAUAAAUGAACUUCAAGCUACAUUAAAUAGUAAAGCGGACAAAAAUGAACUUGACGCAAUGAAGAAAGUUUUGAAAUCUCAUAAACACAAUAUCUCCGAUAUAAAUGAACUUCAAGCUACAUUAAAUAGUAAAGCGGACAAGAACCACGUUCAUUAUAUAACUUCAGACGAACAGAUUAUAACGGACUACCAUGGAUAUUUAACACGAAGUGAUGAAGCGAAGACAAAAAAUGUUAAUGAAAGAAGAUAUAAAUACAUUCGUGCUAAAGGUUAUGACAUAAGCUGUACUGUACAGUAUGAUGUAGCUAAAGCACCAGAAGCAUUUGGUUAUACCGGUGAAAUUUAUGCCUCUACUUUCAAUGUUAACGGUGUAUUAGUUGAACCAAGAUUUAUGUUAAGAGUUAAGGCAAAAAUAACUUUUGAAGAUGCUAUUAAAAGUAAAGCUGACAAAAAUGAACUUGACGCAACGAACAAAGUUUUGAAAUCUCAUAAACACAAUAUCUCCGAUAUAAAUGAACUUCAAACUUCUUUAGACAACAAAGCAGACAAAAAUCAUACACAUAAAUCCUUCACUACUGUUAGAGCAGACGACAUAAUAUUGAACUAUGAUUUGGGUUCAAGUGCACCUUUAGAGAAUCCGAGUACAAGCGUAAAAGAUACUCUUAACAAUUUAGAUAAGAGUUGCAGGAAUAUCGAAGAUCAUGCCAGAAACUUUGAAGCAUAUGAACUACCAUCAAUGUUAGAUAAAAAAGCAGACAAAAAUCAUACACAUCAAUCCUUCACUACUGUUAGAGCAGACGAUGUAAUAUUGAACUUUGACCUUGGUUCAAGUGCACCUUUAGAGAAUCCGAGUACAAGCGUAAAAGAUACUCUUAACAAUUUAGAUAAGAGUUGCAGGAACAUUGAAAGUCAUGCCAGAAACUUUGAAGCAUAUGAACUACCAUCAAUGUUAGAUAAAAAAGCAGACAAAACUUAUGUGGAUGCAGAACUAACAAAGAAAUUUUCGAAACCAGAUACAAUGACAUUUACAACAGAAAUUAUAAAUGGUGAACCAGCAACUCCAUUUGAAUUUGUUAGAGGUCUUCAACCGGAUACUUUUGAAUUUUUCUUGGAUAAUUCUAUUGAACUAACAUUACAUUAUAAAAGUGGAACAAAUGCAACAUUUCAUCCGGGAGAUACAUUCCAAAUGGUAUUUAAUGACAUAAGUUCUUUAGAAUAUGUUUAUAGAGUUAUGAGCAUAUAUGAUUUAAUAUAUCCUAUAGGAGCUGUUUAUACGUCUAUGAAUCCAAUAAAUCCAAACACUUUAUUUGGUGGUAGAUGGUAUGAAAUAGUUGACA
This is a messenger RNA of Trichomonas vaginalis G3, 1609 nucleotides long. RefSeq names its product keratin-associated protein family. The record is from RefSeq and is a predicted model, not a curated record. Lineage: Eukaryota; Parabasalia; Trichomonadida; Trichomonadidae. The annotation marks the transcript as partial. The transcript has a single exon.